This is a messenger RNA of Penaeus monodon (black tiger shrimp), 4345 nucleotides long. RefSeq lists its product as uncharacterized. Lineage: Eukaryota; Metazoa; Arthropoda; Malacostraca; Decapoda; Penaeidae. The record is from RefSeq and is a predicted model, not a curated record.
UCAGUGCGUCGUGCGACUCCCAGUGUAUUGAGGUGUUACGUAGUAGUAUUUUCGUUUCAGUGAAUUCGUACUUUUUGCGAUGAGACAACAGGAAUUCGUGUUUUCACAGACGUUAUGGAAAAAACAUUUUUUUCUGCUGCAGAAUGGCCUUUUAGGUGAUUAAAAUUAUAAACUUCUCAGUGAAUGAUAUUUAUUAGCGACCGAAGGCAUCAUUUCCCUCGGGAAUUGUGAGUGAGUGGCCAAGACAACCACAGCCUUAGGAGGUGUGUGCGAUCCGGUGCUCAGGAUUAGGUUAAUGUUACGAUUCAUAAUACCAAGUGUAUCUUCAUGCUGUUAAUGUUUGGGGCGAAGACGUGGCUCAGGGAAAGCACUGAGAUGGCAACGAGAUCCAGAACAGCAAUGCUCACGAGACACACUGUGAAUGGCUUCCGCUACCAGGUGGCUGUGAUCACCAAGGGCCGUGCAGUGCUGGUGCAGGCGGUGGAGUGGAUGUACCAAGGCGGGCCAUGUGUAAAGACCUAUUUUCUCAGUCUAGGGCACUCCAAAGCUGACUACAAGCGCAAGUUCAACAGCGAACAAAGACAUCUGUUAGAGAGAGGUGUCCCAUUUAAGGAGUAUGACAUCUCACUGCUGUACAUUGUUCUCCAACUGAUGUGCGGACUGGCUGGCCCGAGCGACCCUGCCUGGGCCUCCCCUCCCACAGGCCAGCCUCUGGAACAUCUCCUGCACAAGGUGAAAAUAAAACGUAACGAUAUUGCACACACAAAUGACGUCCGGCAGAUGUCGGACCAAGAGCUUAUGAAAGAGUUGAGAAAACUUAAAUGCUUGUUCUCUAGGAUUCUUAGACUGGCCGGGAACAGAUGUGGAAUACGUCCUCAUGUUUUCCGUGAUCAGGUUUGGGAGAUCAAGCAAAACUUUCAGGAUCUCUUAAAAAAGGUUAGAGAGCCUCUUCAGGCUUCAGACCUAGACAAGUUCCCACAACUACAACAAGAAAUUCAAGUCUUCCAAAAAGCACUUCAAAACAAGAUAAAGGAGGCGAGUGAGCGGGAGUUGCGUGUUCUCUACCCGCAACUGUGGGAUGUGACUCUUGCACAGUGGCUGUAUCCAGAUCUGAAAAUCCGACCGAGUGUGAACUUUACUAACCUGGUAAUCAAAGAGGAUACCUCAACUCUGUCACCAUCUCAACAACGGCUACACCAGCCUCAGGACAUAUCUCAUGAGAAUCUGUUGCAAAUCACAGAUGUAUACAAUCGCCUGCCUGAAGUGAUCAUAAUAUCAGGCGAAGGAGGAAUUGGGAAGACCACGCUGCUGAAGCACAUGCUGGAGAUGUGGGUGAGAGAUCCCUCGCAAAUCAAAGGACUUCAAGAUGUUUCUCCUCUGCUGUACCUACAGCUAAGAGGGUCCACCAUUACCACCUGGAAAGACAUGCUUAAGAGUGCCCUUUGCAGUACAUUUCAGGAGUCUGGACUUACUACUGAAAUUUUUGCAGAUCUAUUUCAGGCUAUGCACGUUGUAGUCCUUCUGGAUGGUUAUGAUGAAGUGAGCAAAAAGGCAAAGGAGCUCAUAACUGAUCUCAUAAGCUACCGAAGAAACAUGCGUAUCGUGAUAACCACUAGACCGAGCUGUCAGAGAGAGCUGACUCAGAUAAUGAAGAAUAAGAAGCAAGUAAUGAACAUCGAAAUCAAAGGCAUUGAAAGGAAAAAUCGUUCUUACUUUGUUGAAAACACUCUAACUGCUCUUGUACAUGAUCCAGUGCGAAGAGAUGAUCUGAAAGAGAAAAUCAUUAGAAAUCUCGGGGACUUGAAAACGGAAAAGGGAGAUUUGGACGUUCCUCUAACUCUGACACUGUUGACCAUACGCGACGUUGAGGCUCCAGAUGAGAGCUCACCUGAUGUCUAUCAAGACAUAACAUCCCUCAUGAUAAAAAAAGUCAAGGAGAGGGUGGCAGCUAAGGGCAUUGGUGUUACUCUGGGCAAAGUUCGAGAGUAUCAUGAGUUCCAGAAAGGAGUUGCUCUACGAUGUCUGAAGAAACGCGAACAUGACUUGCUUUCAGAGACAGUGGAGGAUUUGAAGGCAAAGUGUAAUGAACUAAAUCUACCAUACAAAGAAAUUCUCUCAGGAUUUCUCGUCUCAAAGAAAUUUAGACAAGGUCUGUUUAUCGUCCAAGUGUGGUCCUUUCCACACAAUCGAUUUCAAGAACACUGGGCUGCAGGUCAUAUUGCCUCACAGUUAUCAAAGAUGUCCCACUCAUUGCCAGACAUGACAGGGUUGUUGGAUUUUGCUUUCCUAACUGAUGCCGAGAAGAAGAAAAAGCUUGGCAUGCCAGGACUGCCAACUGAGGAAGAAGUCGUAACCUUUAUGUACACCAAAAAUCCUAUUCUACAGAUUUAUGCAGACAAUAUUGAAGAGGCACAAGAACUGGUAUGGCGAAAUAUAGUAGGAGACAUAUCGGAAUAUCUAAUGGAAAUCGUUUUUAAUAUGGCACGUAUUUUCUCAUUGUCACAAGAGAACUUUCUGGAUAGGUUUGCCUCUGCUAUCAUCAGCUUCAUUUUAUACAGUGAUCAAUCUCAUCUGAUCAGUAAGAACAGCUGCCACAGGAUCUGUGAGACGGUGAUGGCUUCGGGACAACAUGCCAGUAUCUUAGAAGCAGCUGCCAAAGUGCUGAAAAACAGUGACACACUAAUGACUCGAGGGGAGUAUCUGCCUGGCUUCGUAGCUUUGUUUGACUAUGUCAGGCCUUCCUGCGUGGAAGUCUUCAUGAGUAAAGACACAGAAGAGUUGCCACCAAGCUGGCAAGUCUCUGGUCUGGAGGCAUUGUCCAGCCAGAACAUUGAACUCAUACUCAUUUUAAAUGAUGUAAAGAGUUCUAUUCAGUUUUCUGAAGCAUGUCUACGGGCAAUCACAGGCCCAGGAAGUGUUUGUCGGCUGACCAAGUUUGAAGGUGAAUUGACAGCGGUCGGGAUGCAGCUUCUUCCUGAGAGCCUGGAAGAGCUGAUAACCAAGUCUGACGGGGAGGGAGUGCGGGCUUUAGCCACGAGGCUCCAACUUCUACAGAGACUUCAGAUCCUAGACUUCAAAGGUCAACUGACAGCCGCCGAGGUGCGCCUCCUGCCCAGCAUCCUGAGGAAGCUGAACGUGGAGACGGACGGGGAAGGCUUCAGGGCCCUGGCAGCAAGCCUUCCUCACCUGGAGAAGCUGCAGCAUUUAGACUUCGAAGGCCACCUGACGGAGGCAGAGAUGCCCCUUCUGCCGGAGGUGCUCUUCUCACUAAAGGUCCAAACAGACGGUGCGGGUCUCCGGGCUCUGGCAAGGAGACUUCCCUGCUUGACGAAGCUGUACUCGUUAACUGUAACGCUGCUGGAGUGUCCUCCUGCUGAAUCUCUGAGCGCCCUUCCCUGUGAGGCACCGCAGCUGACACUAGACCUCAAGCAUGUCACUCCCCCUUCCUGGGAGUGGGUUUGCGAUGCUGUACAGAAAGUCUGCCUCGGACGGAAUUUGCGAUGUUAUGUAGGCUUCUCAAGUGAUUACGACAAGCUCCAGAUACAGCGCAUUGGGCAGGAGCUCCGUGGCCGCGGCGCGAACCUCGCCUGUCUGCCCUGGUAUCUGCACAUCUUCUCUUUCCCGCGGCCGGUCGAAGUCACGGCGACGCCUGGCGAGUGACGCAUCGCUAUCCUUAGACUUUACGUCAAAAUCAGGAUUAUGUGCCAGUGUAUUCUACAGCUUGCUUGAUGUCAAAGCAUUAAGUCAUCCAAUCAUUUUCCAUGAUUAGAUUGUAUGUUUGACUUUUGUUUGGAAAUUGAAAUGUAAAUAUGUAAAUGCAACAGUACCAAGAUGUCUUCAGUGCGCAACCUCUCUCCUGGAAAAAGUUAGACGCCACCAAAUAGUGUGGAAUUCUGAGCGACGUUUCUGCCACAAACAGGAAAAAACUGGAAAGCAAACAGCAGAAGAGUCCACAGAGUCCACUAGCCAGGGCGCAUGGUGGUCGCCGGCUGUGGCUCCUUCGCGGCGCAGUCUGAAGGCACGGUGGAGGGCUCCCAGCCGGACACAGGGUUUCAUUUCUUUUUCAUUUUCCUUUUCGCAUGCAUGAGAUAUCCUGCUGCUGUUUGUGGCUGGUGGGUCGGUGGCGUGAGAAAAAUGCAACUGUCUUUCUUGCUCAAAUUCCGAAUAUCUAGUGAUUUCAAUCUUCUGUGAUUAAGGGUGGAAAGUCAUCAAUUUACUUAGAUGUUUAAUCUAAGAAUAUUUAUAUAGUUAUUAUUUCGUUGAUCCUGUGAUAUGAGUAGAAGCUGUCUUAUUUCCAUUUCUGUGUACUGUAUUUCCUGAAAUGAAAUAAAUUACAGAAAUUCCA